AGCUUGGCUCAAGAAUGCCAUGAGGGGUGUCACAGCCACGAAGAUGGCGAGGCUUUGUCACGGGCGUGUCCCGCUGCAAGUGUUCAGGUACCGGAAGCUCGCCCGAAGCUUCUCGUCAACUGAAUGGAGCCAGUAUGCAUACAGCACCCCGCUCUUCCGAAAGACCAGGAGAGAGGAACUUGCAGAGAAAUGGGACAACCUGGGCUUCUCCAUUCGACCAAUGAAUGGCCAUGUCAGGUAUACGUGGUCCGAUGGCAACUGGGAUUCCGGCGUUUUCGUCCCAGCUCCAUAUCAGUUGAUGCACAUCAAUGCAGGAGCCCUGCACUAUGGUGUGUCGGCCUUUGAAGGCAUGAAGGCCUUCGCUUGCAAGGAUGGCAAGAUCCGCUUGCUGAACCCUGAGCUGAAUGCUCGGCGAAUGCAGAAAGGUGCUGAGGCACUUCUGAUGCCCAAAGUACCAACCGAAAUGUUCAUCAAUGGCGUGAUGGAAGCUAUCAGAAGAAACAGAGAAUUUGUCCCACCCUAUGGAAAUAAUGCGUCUAUGUAUAUCCGGCCGCUGCUAUUUGCAAGUGGCCAAAUGCUGGGAUUGGCACCACUGGCUAGCGAGUACACCUUCUUUGUGACGGUUUUACCAGCUGGUGGGUAUUUUGGAAAGGGUAGCGAAGUUGGAGUCAAGGCCAUGGUGAGCAACAAUCACGACCGUGCUGCGCCCAAGGGUCUUGGCGCUGUGAAGGCAGCAGGGAACUACGCAGCAGACCUAGCCCCGGUGCACCAAGCGCACGCGGAUGGCUACAACACCACCCUGUACUUAGAUGCCAAGGAACGCAAGUUCAUCGAGGAGUUCUCGGUGUGCAACUUUGUGGGCAUCACUAAGGAUGGCCGCUAUGUGACACCCAAGUCUGACACGAUUUUGCAGUCCACGACCAACAUCAUGCUGCAGCAGCUUGCGAAGGAUCGUGGUAUGAUUGUGGAAGAGAGACCCAUCGACUUCGAGAAAGAGAUUGGAAACUUCAAAGAAAUUGGUAUGUGUGGCACAGCGGCUGUGGUGGUCAAGGUUAACUCCAUCAGCUUCGGGGACAAGGUCUAUGAUUUUGAAGACUUUGAUGUCAUUUCGGGCCUGCGAAGUCAGCUCACUGGAAUUCAAUGCGGAGAGGAAGAGGACAAACACGGAUGGAUGAAAGAAGUUUGUGACGUUGUGAACGAUAGCAUUCCAGAGGUGUUCCCAGUGCAGACGCGCUCCUUUGCGCCUGACAUGGUAACCGCAGAGGCGAAGGGGCAGGUCCAGCGUAUGGGCAGCCAAGCGAUGCACGGUUUGGAGCGCCUCCUUUUGGAACACGUCGUUGCCAAUGCGGAGCCCGGCAACCCCGACAGUGUCCUUGCUGCCAUGGAUGCUUUUUGGAACAAGACUUUCCAAGCCCAAGGCGCAGAAAAGUGGAAUGUACGCGGGCUCAAGAUUGAGGAGGCGGUCAGAGACAAAGUUCAAGCCAAGGCUUCCUCCGGAGCGCCAGUGCGAUGCCUGGAGAUGGGCACUUACUGUGGAUACAGUGCCCUACGGAUAGCUCGAAACCUGCCAGCUGGAGGGAAGCUCCUCAGUGUUGAAAAGGAUGAACUUUUUGCUGCCAUUGCAACAAAGAUCAUCGAGUUUGCAGGCCUAGACGACAAGGUGAAGAUUUGGAUGGGCACGGUGCACUCAGAGAUCGCCAACAUUACCAACAGGCUGGAACACGAAGCAGCAGACUUUGUCCUAGUCGACCACUCGAAGGAGAGAUACGUUCCAGACUUGAAGCUGCUGGAGGAAUGCGGAAUUGUUUCCAAGGAAACCGCAGUGGUUGGUGACGUGGAAGUAUACCCUGGUGAUGAGAGGCCUCCCAAGGUUAUUGAGGAGGAGAUCAGCCGUUUCUUCUCCGACAGAGCGUUUGGAUUGGCCACCAUGGUUUGAGCAACGAAGGAGCUUUUUGGAGCAGAAUCCUGAACUCACGGAAAUCGAUGGAGAUCUGUGAGUUUCUGGCAUCGGCAGAAUCGCUGCCAAAUGCCAGCAAUCCCCAGUUUUUCUUACUGUAGCUGGUUGCGUCAGCGCAAGCUGGACAGGGGAUGUUGCACCACAAUUGCACCGUUUCAGCAUGGG
Messenger RNA from Durusdinium trenchii, 2122 nucleotides. Lineage: Eukaryota; Dinophyceae; Suessiales; Symbiodiniaceae. The record is from the annotation of a GenBank genome assembly.